AGAGAUGAAGUAUUCAUCACUUCAAAACUAUGGCCAUCUGAUGCUCACCCUAACCUUGUUCUUCCAGCUCUCAAGACCUCACUGCAGAAGUUGGGCUUGGAGUAUGCAGAUCUGUAUUUCAUUCAUUGGCCAGUGAGGUUGAAACCUGAAGCCAGAGGGCCAGCUGAUAUGUUAAAGGAGAAUAUGAUGCCCUCCUUUGACAUGAAAGGAAUAUGAGAAGCUAUGGAAGAAUGUUGCAGAUUAGGCUUAGCAAAGUUUGUUGGUGUCAGCAACUUUGGCAUAAAAAAGCUCAACCAGCUCUUGGAAAAUGCAACCAUUCCUCCUACUGUCAAUCAGGUAUGAAGAUUUAGCAACUACAUGCAGAUUGACAUUUAAACAGUGA
This is a messenger RNA of Vigna umbellata (rice bean), 382 nucleotides long. The record is from RefSeq and is a predicted model, not a curated record. NCBI's taxonomy places the organism in Eukaryota, Viridiplantae, Streptophyta, Magnoliopsida, Fabales, Fabaceae.